Messenger RNA from Eimeria acervulina, 594 nucleotides. RefSeq lists its product as hypothetical. The record is from RefSeq and is a predicted model, not a curated record. NCBI's taxonomy places the organism in Eukaryota, Apicomplexa, Conoidasida, Eucoccidiorida, Eimeriidae. The coding region runs from base 1 to 594 and encodes 197 amino acids. The transcript has 3 exons.
AUGCACAGAGCGAGCUGCCACAGCAGCAGCAGCAACAGCAGCAGCAGCAACCGCAGCAGCAGCAGCAGACAGCCGCGAGCAGACACGGAGGAGCCUGUCGUGUCUGCUGCAGCUGCUGCUGGGGCUGGUGAUAAGCAGAUAACUGCAGCAAAGACUGCAGCAGCUUCUGAAGCAGCUAAAAAGAAAGAAGAGCAGCACCAGCUGCCUGUAUGUCUUGCAAGCAGCUGGGCUCGAGCGUAUAGCGGCUACAGACACGAAAGGCAACAGCAACAGCAGCAACAGCAGCAGCAGCAGCAGCAACAACAACAGCAACGACAGCAACAGCAGCAAUACCAGCAGCAGCAAUACCAGCAGCAAUACCAGCAGCAACAGCAGCAGCAACAGCAGCAGCAACAGCAGCAGCAGCAACAGCAGCAGCAGCAGCAUGAUAAACCUCGAAGCAGGGGGGCCCCCUCUGGGGGCCCCUCAACUGGGGGGGCCCCUGGGUCUGGAGGCAUCUUGCUGACUCCUAUAAGAGAUCUCUUCCCUGGCUCUGCACACCCAGGCGUUUGUUUCUUUCACUUGUUUUUUAAGUGUCUCUCUCUUGUGAGGUGA